AUGGCGAAGACAAUACCAGUUAUCGAGAUCGACGGCCGAACAGGCGAAGGAGGGGGCCAGCUUGUGCGCAUAGCAUGUGCGCUAGCGGCAGUCGCAUCUCAACCAGUUCGAAUCACCAACGUUAGAGGCGGUCGCGGCGGGGGCGGCGGCCUCAAAUCCCAACAUGUCACCGCCAUCCAGUACCUAGCCAAGGCUACCGCCGCCGACGUCUCAGGCCUCUCCGUCGGCAGCCAAAAGGUGGAGUUCCACCCACAGCUGCGCCCCUCGGACCUCACGAGCCGCAACAUCAAGAUCGAAGCAGACUCGCCCGCGGCGUCGACGAUGCUGAUCUUCCAGGCCGUGUUCCCCUUCCUGCUGCUAGCGGGCAACGGCAAGGGCGAUCCGAUCCGGCUAGAGAUCUCGGGCGGGACCAACGUGUCUUUCUCGCUGUCCUUCGAGUACCUGGACCAGGUGCUGUUGCCGACGCUGCAGGACGCCUUCGGCAUCCGCGUGGAGCGCAAGCUGAUCAGCCGGGGCUGGAGCCUGGGGAAGCAGCAGCGCGGCAAGGUGCAGUUCCGAUUCACCCCGCUCAAGCGCGGCGAGCCGCUCAGGCUGAGGGAGGAGGGGGAUGUCUACGGCGGCGACGGGCCUCAGCUGAGUGUGAGCGAUGUGGAGGCGAUCGACGUCACGAUGAUUGUCCCGGCCGAGAUGCAUGAUUCGUUGGAGGAGGCGCUCCGGGAGACCCUGGCCACCCUUUUCGGGGAUGUGGAGGUUGAGUUCAGGCUCAAAGAGGACAGCGGCGCCGAUUCACGGAUAUACGUCCUGUUGGUCGCCCACGCCAGAGAGGGCAAGGUGCGCUGGGGAAAGGAUGUGCUUCGGUCGAUGCCUAAGAAGCCUCGGGAUAAGGGCAAGGGAGGCCAAUCGAACCCUAGCGCGCUGAGCCAGAGCAUCUCUAAUGAUGUGGCUAAGAAACUGUACGAGGAGGUGAAUUACGGUGGGGUAGUCGACGAACACCUGCAAGAUCAACUGGUUAUCUUCCAGGCUUUGGCCGAAGGCCGGACAUCGUUUCCUCGGACCACCGCUAAGGACGACCUCGAGCAAUCGAUGGCAAAGCUAGCCAUGAACGGGAAGAUGCCCAGUGUCGCAAUUCGGGGCUGCCGUCGUCGCCGCCUCGCCCGAUCCACCAACUCCGAGUCCCCUCUGGAUCCAACCAUCCGGCGAGUGGUGCGUCAUCCUGCUCCUUGUGUGCCCCAGCUUAUGUUACGCCGCGCACAUUCGCUGACUAGCCCGGCAGGUAUGGAAUCGACGGGACCUGGUCUAACUGGCAUGGUCAGCACAUGUUGCAAGUCCGACAGUAGCUUGGAAGCUUCCUCCGUUAACUGUUGUGGAAGCGUUGGGGAAACAGCAUCACAAGACCGUGCCUGCCGACUUGCGCCUACACCCAGUGGAGUUGACGGACUAGGGAACCGUUCGCACUUGACGUCGAUAGGCGAUUAG
Molecule: messenger RNA, 1476 nt
Organism: Chaetomium globosum CBS 148.51
Lineage: Eukaryota; Fungi; Ascomycota; Sordariomycetes; Sordariales; Chaetomiaceae
Exons: 2
Coding region: 1-1476 (491 amino acids)
Biological process (GO): RNA processing
Cellular component (GO): nucleus
Molecular function (GO): RNA-3'-phosphate cyclase activity
Source: RefSeq, a predicted model, not a curated record